This is a messenger RNA of Astyanax mexicanus (Mexican tetra), 1907 nucleotides long. RefSeq names its product Rac family small GTPase 1a (gene rac1a). Gene Ontology annotation, cellular component: dendritic spine; plasma membrane; cytoplasmic vesicle. Gene Ontology annotation, molecular function: GTPase activity; GTP binding; protein kinase binding. The coding region runs from base 312 to 890 and encodes 192 amino acids. The record is from RefSeq and is a predicted model, not a curated record. Lineage: Eukaryota; Metazoa; Chordata; Actinopteri; Characiformes; Acestrorhamphidae. The transcript has 6 exons. Gene Ontology annotation, biological process: cortical cytoskeleton organization; establishment or maintenance of cell polarity; motor neuron axon guidance.
UAGAGCCGCUGUGAUUUUAUCCCGAUGACCGAGCGCUCAGAUUUUGGGUGGUGGCUGUUUGUAUAGCUGGAAGUCGACAAGUGCUGUGGAAUGCGGUUUGUUAGAUCGGGUUUUCGAGUCUUUUUCAGGUCGUAGUUUGAACUUUCUAGUUUUUUUGUUGCUUCUCCGUUUUCCCGGCGCGGAGAUAAACCCGUUAAACCGGGUGAAGGAGCUGCUUUAUUUGCUGAUCCACAGCACCGCUCCUUUACUCCACUGCUCCUAAAGCUGACUCGCUCAGUAGCCAAGUCCGAGCGAGAGGACACCCUUCACAAAUGCAGGCCAUAAAGUGUGUGGUCGUCGGCGACGGAGCCGUCGGAAAAACAUGCCUCCUGAUCAGCUACACCACCAAUGCUUUCCCCGGGGAGUACAUCCCCACAGUAUUUGAUAAUUAUUCUGCAAAUGUGAUGGUCGAUGGGAAACCAGUGAAUCUGGGGCUAUGGGAUACAGCAGGACAGGAGGACUAUGACAGACUCAGACCGCUCUCCUAUCCUCAAACGGAUGUGUUUUUGAUUUGCUUCUCACUUGUGAGCCCUGCCUCGUUUGAGAAUGUUCGUGCCAAGUGGUAUCCUGAGGUCAGACAUCACUGCCCCAAUACCCCAAUCAUUCUUGUUGGGACCAAGCUUGAUUUAAGAGACGACAAGGACACUAUUGAGAAGCUGAAAGAGAAGAAGCUCACUCCCAUCACGUACCCUCAAGGCCUUGCUAUGGCUAAGGAAAUCGGAGCUGUAAAGUAUCUGGAGUGCUCAGCCUUAACUCAGCGUGGCCUUAAGACAGUGUUUGACGAAGCCAUCCGUGCAGUACUGUGCCCACCGCCAGUCAAGAAGAGGAAGAGGAAGUGUUUGCUGCUCUGAAGUGACCAAGCACGAAUACAUACAUCAGCUGCAAUCUGAGCUCACCUGAGAAGAGGAGUCAGGAACGGUGGGGAGUAUGUGUAAGGGGCACGAGGGAAGACUCUGUGAUGAAUCAUACCCAUACAAAUAUGUCUCUCUCACUCAUGUAUUGCAAUUAGACUUACUUCUGUAUAACUGACUCUAUCUUAGGCUACUCCUGGAGGCUCCGUACUCGUCUCCAGGAGAUGGUGGAUGGCUUUUCCUAGUUAAUGUCCCCUCACACUAAGAAAUUCCUGCUGCCUUCUAAUAAUGUACUUUUUCAUGUUUAUGUAAACUUAAACAAAACACUCCUUUCUUUAUUUUCUUCCCUCCAUGUCACAACAUAUAUUUUGUUCUUUUUGCUUUUAUUACUUUCUUUUUUUUCUUCUUUUUUUUUUCAUAGAAAAUGAAGAAUUGCCAAAACCUAAACCUACCUGUAAUGGCUUUUACUUUAAAAAGGGCACACUAAACUUGAAACCCUUAGGCAACAACUAAUUCCUAGAACUCUUGAAGAAAGACACUUACAUGGACAGUACAGUAGUUUCUGACAGUUAUUAAUUUUGUGUUUGUUUUGAAUUUAGUAUGUGUGGUCAGGCACUUGCUUUACCAAUAUUAAGCCAGCAAAACACAUAUUUGUUGUUUUACUGCUGUCUGGGCACAAAUUUGGCUCAUGUCAUCAUAUAUUUAGUCAGAGAGCCAUUAUCAGAGUUAGAAGUUUUUAUUAAUCUACCACAGUAUUGUACAAAGACUGUACUUCAUUUGAUUACAGCAAUAUCCUCUAUAAUCCUAUAAAAUCAGAGGCAAAUCAACACUGCAUAUAUUUAGGGAGUAAGAAAUGUGUCCAUCAGUUAAGCAGCCAAGAAUCUCAGAUCAUCAAAUGAAAUGGAAAUAAUACUCACAGAACACAUUUGAAGUCUAUUCUGUAGGUGGAUAAAUAAUGAAGUAAUCAAGUUUGUUUCCCAAUGCAAUUUUUACAAAAAUAAAUCUCAUCUUACUCUG